Biomphalaria glabrata is the source of this 5121-nucleotide messenger RNA. Its product is annotated as egl nine homolog 1-like. The transcript has 5 exons. NCBI's taxonomy places the organism in Eukaryota, Metazoa, Mollusca, Gastropoda, Planorbidae. Gene Ontology annotation, cellular component: cytoplasm; nucleus. Gene Ontology annotation, biological process: cellular response to hypoxia; peptidyl-proline hydroxylation to 4-hydroxy-L-proline. The coding region runs from base 251 to 1702 and encodes 483 amino acids. The record is from RefSeq and is a predicted model, not a curated record. Gene Ontology annotation, molecular function: L-ascorbic acid binding; peptidyl-proline 4-dioxygenase activity; ferrous iron binding.
ACCCAUUUUAAAUAACAACAUCUUUUUUUUCGAGGGAAUCGAACCUCUUGGCUAAUAAAAAAGUGUGAUUUAUGACAAUCAUUUGGUGUUGUGUAUUUUAAAAAAAUGUUUAAUCAAUUUGCAAGUGCAUUUAAUAGUUGCACGUCGUAGUGGAUAAUGUUCGACUUCUGCUUUUCACGGCACGUACCUUUUCUGUUGAGUUUUAAUCUCACAUGACGGAAAAGGAAUAAAGUGAGGCCUACGUGACGAGAUGAAUGUAUGCCAGUUGUGUGGAGCACUUGAAAAUCUCUCACUUUGUGGGGGUUGCAGGGGUACAUGGUACUGCUGUAAAGAUCAUCAGCGGCAGGAUUGGAAAGAUCACAAAAGCGAAUGUAAGAAAAAUAAACAGGGUACCGCCCCUCCACAGCGUCCGCAAGACGUUACUUCCAGCGACAAUUCGAUGCAGAAAGAAUCGACCGAAAAUACCGCCCCCGUUUACGAUGUCCAGCAAGUAAACAACGAACCUGCCUCACCCACUAAGGUAUUAGUGGACGAUUCCAGUAUACAAUCUCUAUCAACCCCUGCUUCAUUACAAAACAUAGCAGGUGAGAGUCGAGACAGUAUUGUGGACACAUUCGGCGACAGUAUAAACGCAGUUACAAAGUCAGGGUCGCCGACUUCGUUAGAAGCUGGCGAAAGCAAGGAUGAAGUUAAGCAUGAGCAUGACAGUUCUCAGGUGUUAAGCAAAAGUAAUCAGUGCGUAAAGCAGAAGUCAAAAAGUUUUAAGAAAGGGUACGUUCGCGAAGAGGCUAAUUUACCUACUAUUUCUGAGGAUGGUCCUCCACCUGAAAGAUACUAUCUGAACUACACCACUCAUAAAAUCAGUCUUCCACCAAAUACACAGACCUCGUCUCCUGCAAAUCUUCAGGAAUCAGCCAUGGGGCAAGGAGACAAAAGUCUUACUGCUCUUCAGACCAGGGAGCAGUACCUGUCAAUUUUGCGCUCCCGUUUCAAGGUGCUUGCCCAAUAUGUUGUGGACUGUUUGACAAAAUACGGAAUAUGUGUGAUUGACAAAUUCCUCGGCGAGGUGACAGGGCAUGAAAUCUUGAAAGAGGUUCUGCAGCUGAGUUCCGCAGGAGUAAUGCGGCAAGGACAGCUGGUUCAUGGGCCGUCAUCUUCCAGUAAUAAGUACAUUCGCGGUGACAUGAUCACCUGGGUAGAUGGCACAGAACCACGCUCUGAAAACAUUCAUUUCCUUAUUUCUUGUAUGGAUGCUGUUAUGUUGCAAUGUGCAGACAAACUUGAAAUGUACAGAAUCAAUGAGAGAACCAAGGCAAUGGUAGCUUGCUACCCUGGAAGAAAAACCAGAUAUGUCCGACAUGUUGACAAUCCAAAUGGAGAUGGGAGAUGUAUCACUUGUAUUUACUACCUCAAUGAAAACUGGGAUGUGCGGCAACACGGUGGCCUGUUGAGAAUAUAUCCUGAAGGCUCUGAUCGAGUUGCCAGCAUUGAACCCAAAUUUGAUAGGUUGUUAUUUUUCUGGUCUGACAGAAGGAACCCACAUGAGGUUGAACAAUCUUUUAGAGAAAGAUAUGCAAUCACUGUGUGGUACUAUGAUGCUGAAGAAAGAGCUCAGGCAUUGAAGCGAUUUAAAGGCUCUACAGAUAGUAGUAUGAAGCCUCACGCUGUUCCUUUAAUCAAAGAAGGUCAAGAUUUGCAGUGAUCAUUUGCUUGUCUUUCAUCAGCUGUUACAAUGCAAUACUUAGAUCUAUCAGCUAGGACUUUGUAAUAGGAUAUAAACAAAAAAAGUGAAUUCUAUUUUUCCCUUUUGUUACUACUUGGCAGAAACAUCUGGAGUGGUCUAGUCAAGCUUUAAAUUUGCAAAUAGUUUACUGUGAAGGUUAUGCUGUCGUAAACCCAGUGACUUUUAUGAAUGAAAUUGAGAUAAUUUCAAAACAUUUUAUUUGAUUUCAGUUUUAAACAAUUCUGAAAUUUGCUGCUAAUUUAGCAUAUUUUCAUAUCAAGUGUUUAUUUCCUCUUUUGUUAUGAUACAAAUAUUUUAUAGUCAUUGUUUAUGUUUGAAUUAAGUUUAUCUUGGCUUUUAUUGUAUGUAAUUCCCUGAUACUACUGUAAUUUUGUUUAUUAUUCGUUUAUUUUGAAUACUUUUUUUUUUACAUUAUUUUAUAUUUCCCAAUCAAGUGCCAUACAAAUUUAAAUUAUUCAAUUUGUGUAGUUGUUCAAACAUGUCUGGUGCAAUGCUGUUAACUUGUCUGUGACCUCUUGGUGGUAGUAUAGGGAUCUAAUGACUACCUCGACAAAUCAGAAACUUUUUGUUUAAUCUGUCCUCUCAUUAAACUGGUGUGAAUAACCUCAACUUUUAUUGUCUUGAUGAAUGUAAUGUGAGAGUACUGGUAAUGCCAAAUCAAGGAAUUUUUUUUGUAGAAGAUACAUAUUUUUUUUUUUUUUAGAAUUACAUUCUGCUCAUGAAAUUAUUUUUUUUCAUCUACAUUUUUGUGUGUGUGUAACUUAUGAGUUAUGGAAACCAGUUGCAUUUAAUUUCUUAGUUAAAAUUUAGUGAAUAUCUUUCAACUUUUUAAUCCCCCAAUUCUAAGUGUUUUAAGUAAAGUUAGUUUUCUAAUGAUCUGAAACUUAUAUAUUCUGCAUCAUUCACACGGAAGGUCUAAAAGUUGUUUCCUUUUUAAAAACUUUUUUUUCAAUCAUUUAUUUUAGGAGUUUCUAGUCAUUUUGCAGUUUCUUUCCUAGUCCAGCUCUGAAUACAAAAGCCAUGGCUAAAAGAUAAGCAACAAAACUUGUGUAACUGAGGAUUAAAAUAUGUAUUACAAAAACAUUUUAGUAGACAGAAAAAAUAUUUACUAUUGAAGGCUAAUAAUUUUGUUUUUCUUAAAAAAAAACCAUUGAUGCACAUUUUAACUAUUCUAAUUUGGAACUUCUUUUGGAAAUUUUUUUAUAUGUUAUUUUUGUAACACUAUAUGAGUAUUCAGGCCAAAUGAUUAUAAUUAUUUUAUUUUACUUGAAUAUGUAUUCUUCUUAACCCAGUAGGGUUUACCCAUUUUCUUAACUCUAGUUACCAGACUAAUAUCUGUGCUAAUUUUUGUAGGAAGAACUGACCUUAACAUAUUUCUGACUUUUAACUGUGUAAUAAUUUAUUCUGAUCAUGUGACUUAUGAUAUGUUUUUUUGUGUGUAUAGUCUGUUUUAAAUUGUACAUUAAUUACUGGUUGUAUUUGACUGUAGUACAUUAGUUGCUAGUAGUGUAGGAUUGGCUGAACAAUUUCCAUAUUUAAUAGCUCUUGUCAAUAUGUAACAUCAUUGCAGAAUAGUGACAAUGCAAAUGAGGUUCCCCCGCCCCUUUUUUUUUUCCCUGCCACUUCACUGCUUAUUAAUCUGUCUUGUGAAGCUUUUGUAUUUUCAAUAAGAACAUUGUGACCAGUGAUCCAUAGACCAGCAUUACCAAAAUAUUUCAAUCCUUCAUUCUCUACACAAGUUUAUGAAGUCAAUUCAUUUGUUCAAGUUUUUUUUUUUAUUAUUUGAAAGUAAUUUGCCAGCCACACUCCCAUUUUGUUUUAUCUGUGCCUUGUCAUACUUAAAAAAAAAUGUUUUCCAUUUGUAUUGCUGGUACAUCUGUGUCUGAAUAAUUGAAAGGUUAUUUAUUUUGUUUUUAACUAUUAACAAAAAGCUGAUGUUAAUGUAUGUUCUUGUAUGUGAUUUUUGUCUGCCUGUCUCCAAUGCCAAAGAAUUGUGCCACUCCCAAAGUCUCUGUUCAUUUAUGACCAACAUUCCUUUCACUCCAGUAAUAGAAACAUUUGUUGUUGUAUACUUCUCUAUGACAAUGUUUACAUUUUAAUUGCCGCUCUAUAUGACAUGUACACUUUUUACAAUACAGUCUAAUAAAGAAGUCAACACACUUCUGUUGUCACCUUAGCUCUGCUUUGCUAAAGACCAUUUUAAGAAUGCAUUAUUCAGGAAGUAAUUGUAUGAAUUUGGGCUGUUUGUUGACCUAGCUUUUUAAGUGAAUAUUGAAAACAAUGAAAUAUUUGUAAGCAUUAUAACUGAUGACAUUUAUUUAGGACUUUCAUUGAAAAAUAUAUUUUUAGACCUUGGUAAGACAUUUUUUCAGCAAUUUUUUUUCAAACUUUCAAUAUAUUAGUAAACUGUAGGUCUUAAGUUUAGUAUGUGAACUAAAGAAUCAGAAGCCAUUUUCUCUAGUCUGUAAAGCAGUGCUUCCUGGGGGGCAUUGUUUUCCACUGCAUUGCAAUGUUCUCAGUCAUGUGAAUCAUAGCUUUUAAUGUCAAACUACAAAAUACAACUUUGUGUAAUUGUUGGUAGGAUCAUGUUGGGUCAGUUCUUGUCAAGAUUUUUUAAUGUUCUAGAAUCUAGAGCCAUAUCCUAUGCUAUAGUACCAACAUUGUUAGUAGGGCACAGUUGUGAUUAGUCUCAGACUUUUUGCUAGUCAAACUACUUAGGUCAAGCCUAGAUGUCUCUCAUACUGUUUGCUCGUAACAUACAGGGCUAAAUAGGUUAAUGCAUGAUCAGCCAGGAAUGAAAAUGAGAGGUGGGGGAGGUUCUGAGACAUAUCUAAGACAUAGGGAAAUACUGUAUUUUUGUAGUAUGUAUCAAUUGAAAUGUUAGGACAUGGGCGGGCAGGGGUCUGCUGUUGCUCAGCAAAAUAACAAUUAGGAACCCUCGGGGUCACUUGGGCUGUCAGAAUAUGGUGUGGAGUUAAAUGUUCAACUAGACUUAUCACAAAUUUGUUGCCCCAAUGUUGUGAUCACACUCUGUCCUGUAUCCUAUGCGAACUGCCUACGUUUAACCAUGUGCAGUUGUCACAGUGCCCUCUUGUUGUCUUUUCAUAAUAGUAAAAUAGAAACUUGACAUGCGCAAAAACGCUCCCCAGUGACAGUAACAGAACAAGGACAAAACGCCGUGAUCUACAAGCCAAGGCAGAGUUCUCUUUGCUUCAUGGCUUUUCUCUGUGAAAUGUGAACUUGUACACAGUAUUAAGGAAACAAACUUAAUAUUUUGUUGUCUAUAUGGUAUUUUUUAUUUUAUCUAUAGAAAAAUGUGAUUCUAUAGUAUGUUACAAUGUUUCAUUGAAAUAAUAUAAAGAUUUUUUUAAGCUAAA